GUUGACAUCCCAGCCGACCGUCGCUUGCCUGCCCCCCGGUCUGCCGCCCAACGAAAUCACAGACGAAGCGUCGAAUUUAUCGGUCUCGGCCGUGGCUUCAUCCCAGGCUUCCCUAGACUGGGCAACAUAAGCAGCUUUCGAGGCCUCUUCCCCGAUUUUCUCAGCGCUCAUUUCGGUCAUCAAGAAGCCGAUCUCCAAAUUAUCGAGGCUCACCAAUUUGCAAUGAAUGCAAACCCUCUUGCGGGCAACCAGCCCGAGUUCAACUACCAGGCGAACGGCUUUGGUGGUCUGGCCGGUCGCCAGCCCACUCCCAAACCCGACUUCGAGCCCCCUCCUCCUGCCCGACCAGGCUUUACCCGCCACACUGGCCCUGACAGGGAUACGAAUGACGAGAUGGUCGUUGUUUGCGCUAGCUGCGACAAUGAACUGAAAUACUCGGCCGCCGCCGCCGAUGACGACGGUGCCCGUCCCGCCAAGCGCCCCAGAAAUAAGAAGGAUCGCGAGGAGCACCACUUCUGGGCCGUGAAGGGCUGUGGUCACGUCUACUGUCGAGACUGCUACGAGAAUCGCAGGAAGUACAAAAGCAAGGACUACGACAAGCUUGGAUUUCGGGUUAACUACUCAUACAAGACGCCAAAGGUCUUUUGUGCGGUUGAUGCUUGCGACUCGGACGUAACCAACAACCAAAGCUGGGUCGGCAUCUUCAUAUAACUGAGCUGCGUCACCGCAGACGUUUUCCGACCUUCUUUCCUCGACGACUCAAAUACUAGUUUCUGAACAAUAGCACAUUUGCAUGGCGUUGGGGGAAUUCUUACGUCUCUGGUUUCAGGCAUGGCAUCAUGGCGAUGGACAAGGACGGUGUUACAGGCUUGGUAGCGAAUGUCACGGAAAGGUGCUAAAUGACGGGCUCGUCAAUGUGCUUAUUGGGAGGGAGCUUAGGUCGACACAUCGGUGCUCAUGGUGGUGAGCAUUUCAGGUGUUGCAAUUCUUGUCAGCGCGUAUUCCUUGGCUGCACAGCCUCCUCAGUCAGCUCUGGCAGAUUUUCUAGUGCUUCUGUAUGAAGAGCAAUAAGUGGCCCUGUUUUAUUUCAUCUGCAGAUCUGUCGCAU
Messenger RNA from Cryphonectria parasitica EP155, 1108 nucleotides. RefSeq lists its product as uncharacterized. NCBI's taxonomy places the organism in Eukaryota, Fungi, Ascomycota, Sordariomycetes, Diaporthales, Cryphonectriaceae. The transcript is spliced from 2 exons. Gene Ontology annotation, cellular component: SUMO-targeted ubiquitin ligase complex. Gene Ontology annotation, molecular function: ubiquitin-protein transferase activity. Bases 223 to 711 code for a protein of 162 amino acids. The record is from RefSeq and is a predicted model, not a curated record.